Molecule: messenger RNA, 320 nt
Organism: Pyrenophora tritici-repentis Pt-1C-BFP
Lineage: Eukaryota; Fungi; Ascomycota; Dothideomycetes; Pleosporales; Pleosporaceae
Source: RefSeq, a predicted model, not a curated record
AUAGCGUUCUGGAUUCUUCUUUUGGUUUUAUCAUGUCGCGCAUUAUCUUCGGAGAUCAUUCUCCUCGUAUUCUAGAGACACGGGAAAAAACUCAAUACUUUGGCUUUCGGUACGGGGUUCUUAGCUCUUCAUGCAAAUGGAGGUGUAAUGGGGAAAUGGGAGCGGAAGGCCAUGCUGACCGAAUCAAAUCGCCAUGUACCGACAAAGUUUGGACAGGGUCAAAACAAAAAGCGCCGGUCCCUUGGGCGGAUUGUUACUUCCUCGGUACUUUAGCAAUUACCAUUACAUCGCCAAUGCAGGUUACGGACUCAUUUUUGUAA